This is a messenger RNA of Archocentrus centrarchus (flier cichlid), 986 nucleotides long. Its product is annotated as dehydrogenase/reductase SDR family member 11-like. The record is from RefSeq and is a predicted model, not a curated record. NCBI's taxonomy places the organism in Eukaryota, Metazoa, Chordata, Actinopteri, Cichliformes, Cichlidae. The coding region runs from base 88 to 621 and encodes 177 amino acids. The transcript has 6 exons.
CUGGCAGCAGAGUGUCAGCAUGCCGGCCACCCCGGUGUUUUGGUGCCUUUCAAAUGCGACUUGACCAAAGAGGAGGAGAUUCUGUCAAUGUUUGCAGCCAUCAAACAGCAGCACAAAGGCGUGGAUGUGUGCAUCAACAAUGCUGGCUUAGCUCACCCAGAGCUGCUGCUAAAUGGCAAAACCAGCAGCUGGAAGAACAUGAUGGAUGUAAACGUUCUUGCAUUGAGUAUCUGCACACGUGAAUCAUAUCAGUCAAUGAGAGAGAGAAAUGUGGACGAUGGGCACAUCAUAAACAUAAACAGUUUGUGCGGUCAUCAAGUCUUUCCUAAUGCUGAUGUACAUUUCUACACUGCCACCAAGUAUGCCGUAACCGCUCUGACUGAGGGUCUGAGGCAGGAGCUGCGUGCAGAAAAAACUCACAUCCGAGCCACAAGUAUUUCUCCUGGUGUGGUCGAGACAGAAUUUGCAUCACGGCUCUACAGGGACAAUUCAGAUAAAGCAGCUGCUGUAUACACUGAAUAUAAGUCUCUGAAAGCAAGAGAUGUUGUCAGUGCUGUGACAUACGUGCUCAGUGCCUCUCCUCAUGUUCAGGUGGGAGAUAUUCUUCUUGAAGGUCUGUAGCAAAUGAACCAGAGUUUAUUACUCUGGCAACCCCAGCACAGGGACCCAGUCUUCACAUUAAAGUGGUGUGAUUGGCUGACUACUGACUACUCAACACUGCAAAAUUGUAAUCAAUUCACAGAAGAUUGAAAAAAUUGAAACUUCUCAAGUUGUUAACUGAGUUCUUCUCAAAUCCUCCCCUGCUACCUUUAUACAACUGCCCCUACUGGCCAACCCAGAUAUACCCAUGAAAGCAUUUUGAUUAUCAACAGUUUUCUUCUUACUAUCCACGGGUUUCUGGAAGAGCACACGUAGGCUGCCAUGACAGACUGCUACUAAAAUUCGGUUACUUUGUGCUGUAACAGGCAGCUUUAUUAGUUGGAACA